AUGGCUGCCACACAUGCUCCAAUAGGAAAGUCCGAAACGGACAGUGGAGAUGAUAAUAAAAUGGAACAUGGACAAAUAAAUGCAGAGGAAGUACUAGAGUAUGAUCGAUAUGGUUUCUACGGUGGUCAGCAAUAUACUGAUCCAGAGCGGUUAGUCGCUUUUUUAUUUUUAUUUUUCAGAGAAUUUCGUGUUCCCAUCAAAGUUAUCCGCUCUAGAGAAUUGAAAUGGCGAGACAUGUUUCUUGACUGGACGAUGUGGACCACCAAAUAUAAGCGUAAGGUUCGUGACCGUUGUCGGAAAGGUAUUCCUGAUUCAAUGCGGUGUGAAGCCUGGCAGCGUCUAUGCUGUAGCCCAAUGAUGUCUUAUGUGCGUCCUAAAGCAUUUGCUGUCACACCACUUGGCUCUCAGAGGCCACGAAAACUAUCGAAGAGGAUCUUCAAUAGUCUAUCCAAGAAUGAAAACUUUAGAAGUAUGCCGACAAUUAACACCGGGUCUCCAAGCCUGCUUGUCCGCAGAGCCAAUUUUCAUAAAGCGUAUAUUGAUUUGUUUAUGCGUUUAUUGCUUUGCUAUUGGUAUUAUAAUAAUUAG
Messenger RNA from Protopolystoma xenopodis, 588 nucleotides. Lineage: Eukaryota; Metazoa; Platyhelminthes; Monogenea; Polystomatidea; Polystomatidae. The record is from the annotation of a GenBank genome assembly.